This is a messenger RNA of Hibiscus syriacus, 1902 nucleotides long. RefSeq lists its product as uncharacterized. Bases 141 to 1442 code for a protein of 433 amino acids. The record is from RefSeq and is a predicted model, not a curated record. NCBI's taxonomy places the organism in Eukaryota, Viridiplantae, Streptophyta, Magnoliopsida, Malvales, Malvaceae. The transcript is spliced from 6 exons.
ACACAACAGCUAAAAAUCCUCAGCUCUUUUUUUAUUCAUCUCAUAAUUCACUAUAAAACCAUACAUAUACUUACACCACUGCAAAUCAAACCAGAAGCACCCUUUUCUUAUUCAACCGUGUUUUUUUUGGGUUCCGUACAAUGUCGGGUUCUGGUGGUGUUUCGACCGCUAGAAGCAGAGGCGGUGAGAAUCGGUUUUAUAAUCCGCCGCCGAUGAGGAAACAACAAAAGCAACAGAUGCAGCAGCAACAGACGGCGAAGAAGAUGCAGCGCCGGGAAGAAAGACCGUCGAUUUCCAGGACUUCGACGGAGAAGAGAACGGAUCGUGAGGAAUGCGCUAUGGCAUCUGCGUCGUCAUCGUCGUUGAACAAUAGUGAUAAUAAUGAUAAGGAUCAAAAAAGGAAUGAUGAAAAUUCCACGAAUUUGGAUCGGUUCUUGGAGUUUACGACUCCUGUGGUUCCGGUUCAAUAUUUCCCCAAGACAAGCAGCAUUAGAGGAUGGAGAGGUAAAGAACAAGAGCUCGGACUGCAGUCUCCGCCAUAUUUUAUGCUCGAGGAUUUGUGGGAGUCUUUGAAGGAAUGGAGUGCAUAUGGCGCUGGUGUUCCUCUUUUGUUGAAUGGGAGUGACUCUGUAAUGCAAUACUAUGUGCCUUACUUGUCUGGUAUGCAGCUGUAUAUAGAUCCAUCUAGACCCUCCACGAGGCUGAGGAGGCUUGGUGAGGAGAGUGAUGCUGAGUCAUCAAGGGAGACAAGCAGUGAUGGUAGCAACAGCGAUUGUGGAAUGGGAAGAAGAGCUAACAAUGUUGUCCAGGGGGCUCGGAGCCAGCUGAAGGUUGCAGAUUCAUAUAUCGAGAGACUGACGAGACUGUCGCUUAGGAAUAGAUCCUUUGGGGGUUCUUCGGGUGAUGAAAGUGAUAGUUGUAACCCUCCUAAUCAGCAGCUUAUUUUUGAAUAUUUAGAACAUGAUCAACCAUUUAGUCGUGAGCCAUUGGCAGGCAAGAUUGCAGUUCUUGCAUCUCAAUUUCCAUCAUUAAAAACAUACAGGAGCUGUGAUCUCUCACCUUCAAGUUGGAUUUCUGUGGCAUGGUAUCCCAUAUAUAGAAUACCGAUGGGACCAACUCUGCAAAAUCUGGAUGCCUGCUUUUUAACCUAUCACUCACUGUCUACACCUUCACCAGGUACCAGCAUCAGUAUGGAAGGGUUCCCCUUCCGGGGCUUUAAUGCAAGGGAGUUUCAUGUUGCUAACAUGCCCUUGAAGAUACCAUUACCUACAUUUGGACUGGCUUUCUAUAAGUUUGAAGUUUCAUUUUGGAAUCCUGAUGAAGUUAAUGAAUCUCAGAAAGCUAAUUCCCUUUUACGAGCUGCUGAUAGCUGGCUCCGGCUUUUGCAAGUGAAUCAUCCUGAUUUCAGGUUUUUCAUUUCCCACAAUACAUACUGGAGGUGAGCAACUUGAUACUUUACAACAGUUUUUCACUUAACUCGGAAGAGAAUAGCCGUUCCCUAGCAGGUAACACUUCCAAACUGCCCCAUUGAUGGUUGUGCUUAUGAUGCUCUAUCAUGAAUUGAUUAUGGUAAAAAAAAAAGUUAAGAGACUCUGAUGCUCUAUCGAAUAUGGUCAAAAAAUUUGAGACUGAUGCUCUAUCGUACCUCAAAUAUGGUAAAAAAAAAGUAAUGGCGAUAUGAUACUUCGUUUCAUCUAAUGAGUUUCUAGUGAUACUCAUGGCUUUGAAGUGAUAGAUGUCAAUGACUACACCUACAACAUCUUAAUAACUUAGGUUUGAUUUUGAUGAUGUUGAAGAAGAAAAUAUGUGAUAUUUGUAUAUACAUUUUGUCAUUCUGAGUUCCAAAAUGUGUAACAGACUACUUGUACUAACAUUUUUAUAGAUAAGACAUGAAAUUUUAAU